UCCCUGACACAGGGACCUGGACCCGCUCUGCCCGGCCAGAGGCAGACAUGGUGCCCCUGCUGCUGCUGCCCCUGCUGUGGGGGGGGUCCCUACAGCAGCCACCAGACUAUGAGCUCCGAGUGCAGGAUUCGGUGACGGUGCAGGAGGGUCUGUGUGUCCACGUGCCCUGCUCCUUCUCCUACCCGAGGAGUUUGGGGACUUCCUCUAGCAAAGUCUUCACCUACUGGUACCGGGAGGGGGACAGAACAAACCGUGAUGCUCCUGUGGCCUCGACCAACCCAGAUAAAGCAGUGAACCCGGGGACCCAAGGCCGCUUCCUCCUGGCGGACCGCACGACCAACGACUGUUCCCUGCAAAUCAGAGACGCCAGGAGGAGUGACGCAGGACGCUACUACUUCCGAGUGGAGAUAGGAAUUCCUGACUAUAAUUACCAAGGAUAUUUCCUAGGAUAUACCUUCCAAGGAUAUAGUUACCAAGACAAGACGCUGUAUUUGCAGGUGACAGCCCUGACAGAGAAACCCCACAUCCGUAUUCCGGAGCCUCUGGAGUCCGGCCGCCCCACACAGCUGGCCUGCAGCCUGCCCGGGGCCUGCGAAGGGGGACGACCUCUCACCUUCUCCUGGGCGGGAGCCGCUGUGGACUCGCUGGACCCCCGGACCCUCAGCUCCUCGGUGCUCACCUUCACCCCGAGGCCCCGGGACCAUGGCACCAACCUCACCUGUCAGGUCCAAGUCCAAGGAUCUUCGGUGGCCACGCAGAGAACCAUCCGGCUCAAUGUCUCCUAUGCCACAGGGAACCUCACAAUAGGCGUCUCCUUCAGAAAGGACACAGCCUUUAAGAAUCUGCAAAACACAUCCCUUACCAUCCUGGAAGGCGAGGAUUUGAGACUGCAUUGUUUGGCUGACAGCAACCCCCCUGCAGAGCUGAGCUGGUUCCGGGGGUCCCCAGGCCUGAACGCCACCCCCAUCUCCAGCACCGCGAUCCUGGAGCUGCCUCGCGUGGGGCCUGCACAGGAAGGAGAGUUCACCUGCCAAGCUGGGCACCCGCUGGGCCCCCAAAGUGUCUCUCUCAGCCUCUCCGUGGUCUACCCCCCGCAGCUGCUGGGACCCUCCUGCUCCUGGGAGUACCAGGGUCUGCACUGCAGCUGCUCCUCCAGGGCCCAGCCGGCCCCCUCCCUGCGCUGGCGGCUGGGGGCGGGACUGCUGGAGGGGAACCAUGGCAACGGCUCCCACGUGGUCACCUCCAGCUCAGAGGGGCCCUGGACCAACAGCUCCCUGAGGCUCAAUGAUGGGCUCAGCCCUGACCUCAGACUCAGCUGCGAGGCCCGGAAUGUGCACGGGGCCCAGAGCGCCUCUGUCCUGCUGCUGCCAGGGAAGGCGGUGUCCCAGGUGGGACUGGUUCCUGCGGCUCUUGGAGGUGCUGGUGCCAUGGCCCUGCUGUCCCUAUGCUUGUGUCUCCUCUUCUUUUGCAUAGUGAAAGCCCGCAAGAGGCAAGCAGCCGGGAGACAAAAGGUCACGAAUGAUGAAGACCCGGUCAUGGGCACAGUCACCUGGGGUUCCAAGAAAAACCUCCAGCCAGACGGGCCCCCAGACCAAGCGUCACCUGCUGAGAAGGGCCCUCUGUCGGGGGAGCAACAGGAGCUCUACUACGCCAACCUCACCUUUGAAGGCAUGAAGCCACGGGAGCCUCGGGACCAGGCGGCCACCAGCACCCACGAGUACUCAGAGAUCAAGCGCGCAGGCAAAUGAGGACUCGCUCUGAGCACGGUCCUGGCCAGAGGCAUCACAGCCCCUUCGGAAGGGGCAAGAAGUCCAGGACUCCUUGCUGAAGCAUGAGGAGACCUCGUGGCCCGAUUAACAUGAGCAGGUGGAUGAGCAUCCCCAGGCAGAGCAGAAAGAAGGCGGGUGAUGGGCCGGUCCUCUCACAUCCACCUGCACCUGUGCUUCAGGUGAGCUGCUCCGUGACACUGUCUCUCACCCUCCCGCUCCCUCCAGAAUGUCACUUCUGGGAUCCUGGCACAUUGUCUAAGGUGGUCUGGGUUUUCCAAUAAAUCCCGUCUUCGCAUA
Eptesicus fuscus (big brown bat) is the source of this 2066-nucleotide messenger RNA. RefSeq names its product sialic acid-binding Ig-like lectin 5. NCBI's taxonomy places the organism in Eukaryota, Metazoa, Chordata, Mammalia, Chiroptera, Vespertilionidae. Gene Ontology annotation, cellular component: plasma membrane. The record is from RefSeq and is a predicted model, not a curated record. The transcript has 9 exons. Bases 48 to 1748 code for a protein of 566 amino acids. Gene Ontology annotation, molecular function: sialic acid binding. Gene Ontology annotation, biological process: cell adhesion.